AUGGCUCAACAUUUCUUUGGACACCCUGGCUCUGCUACAUUUCAGUCGACACCUAAAGCUGCUCAUCAUCGUGCGCAAACAAAGCUGGCAGAAGAGGGGCAUAGUAUAGACCAUGAGACAACAGGUGAAACGCUGUCUUUUGUAACACUAGAUGAUGGCCACGACCAACAAAGUGAGGACUCGGGCAUCAAUGUUUCAAGCAGAGGUUCACCUGUAAACCUUACUGUAGAUGAUGUUGUCCCCAACCCUGUUAACUCAAGAAUAGAUGAGAUUGGGAAGAAAGCUCAAGACCUUAUAGAGCGGAUCAACCAGAGCAGGGCCAUGGACCAGAAAGUCUUGAACAGCUUUGAGGAGAAGCUAAUGCGGAAGAUGAGUGAGAUGUGCCAGCAGGUGAAGGAGCAGAUGUUUGAGUAUUAUGAGGAGCACAGUCGAGGGAUGGAGACUAAGCUCACAGAGCUUUCAGAGGUGCUGGAGCGCAGCACUCAGCUUAGCAUGGAGCUACAGGGAGCCAGUCAGACACUGGCAGCCAUCAACAAAGGUCUACAACAAACUGCCCAGUAG
Molecule: messenger RNA, 561 nt
Organism: Colossoma macropomum (tambaqui)
Lineage: Eukaryota; Metazoa; Chordata; Actinopteri; Characiformes; Serrasalmidae
Gene: syce2
Product: synaptonemal complex central element protein 2
Exons: 4
Coding region: 1-561 (186 amino acids)
Biological process (GO): synaptonemal complex assembly
Cellular component (GO): central element
Source: RefSeq, a predicted model, not a curated record